UCGAAAAACCAUGCCGAACAGGUCAGCAUAACACUUAAAUUUUCUGGAAAAUUGCAGUUUUUCCUCAAUCAUUUGUGUUAGUCUGGUUAGUUGUUUGAAUUGAAAAUGAUGCUGAAUCGGUUAACGUCGUUUUUUAAAGUGCCAUGUAGGAAAUUGCUCACAACUUCACUGAAAACCCUGUCCGUCACACCAACAACCUUCCCAACGGCACCUACUGCACUACCGGUCAAUUCUAUCCUUUCUCGCUACAACUCCUCGUUAGUCUCCCCACAACCGAGUGCAUCUAUCGUGCAAGAUGUGAAAAACCAGAUCGAAUCCGGUACCGAGGGACGACUUUUUGCCGUUGUUCAACUGUGCGGUAAACAGUUCAAAAUCACCACCGGUGACAUUAUCAUCGUGGAAGGUUACUGGCCACCCACUAAUGGCGAUAAAAUUCGUCUGGAUAAGGUUUUGCUGGCAGGAGGGAAGGACUUUUCUCUCAUCGGAAAGCCAUUGGUUUCCCUCGGUUUGGUUGACAUUCAAGCAACGAUUAUCGAAAAAUCACUUUCUCACACGAAAACGCAUUUCCGGAAGAAGAGAAGGAAGCAGUACGAGAGGAUCAACUUUUACCGCACCCAGCAAACGAUGAUUCGCAUAAAUUCUAUUAAAGUUAAAUCCGGAGGAUUUAACGAACAAAGCAAGGCCGGACAGCAAGAAGUGGAGCGGUUUUGUUAAGUUUUUGGAUUCGGCUAAAUUGUAGAUGCGAUUAUAGGGUAAUAAAUGGA
This is a messenger RNA of Ochlerotatus camptorhynchus, 764 nucleotides long. RefSeq names its product mitochondrial ribosomal protein L21 (gene mRpL21). Gene Ontology annotation, biological process: translation. Bases 106 to 714 code for a protein of 202 amino acids. Gene Ontology annotation, molecular function: RNA binding; structural constituent of ribosome. Lineage: Eukaryota; Metazoa; Arthropoda; Insecta; Diptera; Culicidae. The transcript has 2 exons. The record is from RefSeq and is a predicted model, not a curated record. Gene Ontology annotation, cellular component: mitochondrial large ribosomal subunit; ribosome.